AAGUGGUUGCUUUGUUGUUUGCUUCAAAUCAUUUUCUGUUGGAGUAGCACUGUUGAAAAUAGCUGGCCCCCCUCUGACAUUUAAAGUUGCCCGUCCCUGCUCUGGACAGUGAGAAAAGCAGCGUCUGUACCGGUAAAGAUUGCCAUCUAUAGGAUCGAAAGCGCAAUUGCAGUCUUUGAACGCAGGAUGCAAUAGACGGGGGUGCGUCGGUGCAGCCAAUUUGAGCGUCGUCGUGAGCGCGCACGCGAGAGGAAGACGACCCUCUCGUGCUGUGGAGGCUUCUUCCUUCCUUCCUUGGCGGCUUUCGGAGGCGCGGCCAUGGGCUUCUACGGGACCUUGAAGCUCAUCUUCUACAAGGUCAAGAGGAAGCUGGAUUACGGUCCAGAUGGUCGGCCGUUUUCCUCAGUAAAGAAGCAUUGCAGAGGCGACGCUCAUUUCUGUCCUCCCGGAGCGGUUCAGAGUUCACCCACGACAUUUGGGGAGCUCCGGCUGGCCAACGGGCAUUCGGCUCAAAGGCGUCGCGUCACCUCGGGCCCGCCCCCUCGCGGUCUACAAGAUUGGCUUCACACCUUUCAGGCGUGGAGCGGACCCGAGAGGCUGCUGGCGCUGGACCACUUGAUUGAGGCGUGUGAAACGGGCCAUCUCAAGCACGUGAUGCAGCUCAUCCAGCCGCACUUCCAGAGGGACUUCAUUUCCCUGCUGCCCAAAGAGCUGGCUCUGUAUGUGCUGAACUUCCUGGCUCCCAGAGACCUGCUGCAGGCGGCUCAGACCUGCAGGUACUGGCGAAUCCUGGCUGAGGACAACCUGCUGUGGAGGGAAAAGUGCCGCGAGGAAGACGUGUCCGAGUGCGCGUCACCUCGCCGCAGGAGCUGCGUCACGUGGAAGUCGACGUACAUACGACAACACCGCAUCGACAACAACUGGAGGAAAGGGGACGAGCGCCAGGCCAAGGUGCUGAAAGGUCACGACGACCACGUGAUCACAUGUCUCCAGUUCAGCGGUGACCUCAUUGUCAGCGGCUCUGACGACAACACGCUCAAAGUGUGGUCGGCCAUCACUGGCAAGUGUUUGCGUACGCUGACGGGCCACACGGGCGGCGUGUGGUGCAGUCAGAUGGCGGCCACCGCGGUGAUCAGCGGCUCCACCGACCGGACGCUGCGUGUGUGGAACGCCGACAGUGGCCAAUCCGUCCACGUACUGCACGGCCACACGUCUACCGUGCGCUGCAUGCAUCUCCACGGCAACCGGGUGGUGUCGGGCUCCAGGGACACGACCGUGCGCGUGUGGGACGUGUCGAGCGGUCGCUGCGAGCACGUGCUGACGGGCCACGUGGCGGCCGUGCGCUGCGUCCAGUACGAUGGACGCCGCGUGGUGUCGGGGGGCUACGACUACAUGGUGAAGGUGUGGGACCCCCAAACGGAGGCGUGUCUCCACACUCUGCAGGGACAUACCAACCGGGUGUAUUCACUGCAGUUUGACGGCGUCUUCGUGGUUAGCGGCUCGCUUGACACGUCCAUCCGAGUGUGGGACGCGGAAACAGGCAGCUGCGUCCACACCCUGACGGGCCACCAGUCGCUAACCAGCGGGAUGGAGCUGCGGGACCGCAUCCUGGUGUCCGGCAACGCCGACUCCACCGUUCGCGUAUGGGACAUCCGGACGGGACGCUGUCUUCACACUCUGCAAGGUCCCAACAAGCACCGGUCGGCGGUGACGUGCCUGCAGUUCUGCCGAGGUCUGGUCCUGUCCAGCUCGGACGACGGUACGGUCAAACUGUGGGACCUCCAAACGGGCGCCUGGCUGCGUGACGUGGUAGCGCUGCCGAGCUGCGGAUCCGGUGGCGUGGUGUGGCGCAUCAAGGCCUCCGACACCAGGCUGGUUUGCGCGGCCGGCAGCAGGAUGGGCACCGAGGAGACCAAAUUGCUGGUGCUGGACUUCGACCUGGACGAGCAGCAGACGGACCAGAAGGGACAGACCGAGUCGGACCAAGAUUCCGUCGCGGAGGAUUCCGUUCAUUAAAAAGGGAUUUUUCCGCCGGACCCGAUCGCAAGGUGACCCGAGUUUUGAGGACGCAAAACAUUUUCCAGCACCGGAAAGUGCUGACUUACUAUUGCUGCUAAUCAACUGGGAACUCGGCGUCGGACCGACAGCUGUGUUGUCAUGGUCCGUAUGGUUGACACUCCCCAUUGCACGCUUUGCAGGGAUCGUUUCCCUCUUUUGGCUCCCAUCCAUCAACGCACUUGUUAACUUUUCCGUGGCCAAAAUAUUGUGCUGUCAUGAAUUAGUGUGUUGUUUGGGGAUUGAAUUGCCUGUGAAGAGUGACAAUGUGAUUCCCCAAUCAAAGUGUUUGAACUGAAAUGCAUAAGAAUCAUCUGAUUAUUCUUCAUAACGAGAACUUUAUAGCCACUGCCUGCCAGAAAUGAAGCUAAAUGCUUGCAUCCACAAGACAGGCGCAGGUGUGUGUGUGUGUGCGUGUGUGUGUCAGGGCUGCAACUAACGAGUAUUUUAAUAAUCGAUUCAUCUGUCAGUUGUUUUUUUUUUUUCUUUACAUUUUAUUAAAUUCCCAUCCCUUCAUUCCAAAACAGGAUCUUUCUGCUUUGGUCUGUGGCAUCCGUCAGAAGAUGGCGAUGUUCGGUUUCCAAAGUCAAAGCAGAUGUUUGAAAAUGUCUUUAUUUGAAAAAAA
Messenger RNA from Hippocampus comes (tiger tail seahorse), 2680 nucleotides. RefSeq names its product F-box/WD repeat-containing protein 7-like. Gene Ontology annotation, molecular function: ubiquitin binding. NCBI's taxonomy places the organism in Eukaryota, Metazoa, Chordata, Actinopteri, Syngnathiformes, Syngnathidae. Bases 319 to 2016 code for a protein of 565 amino acids. Gene Ontology annotation, biological process: ubiquitin recycling; proteasome-mediated ubiquitin-dependent protein catabolic process. The record is from RefSeq and is a predicted model, not a curated record. Gene Ontology annotation, cellular component: nucleus; cytoplasm. The transcript has 13 exons.